Molecule: messenger RNA, 735 nt
Organism: Neltuma alba
Lineage: Eukaryota; Viridiplantae; Streptophyta; Magnoliopsida; Fabales; Fabaceae
Product: tetraspanin-6-like
Exons: 2
Coding region: 149-667 (172 amino acids)
Biological process (GO): auxin-activated signaling pathway
Cellular component (GO): membrane
Source: RefSeq, a predicted model, not a curated record
AGCAUACCGAUCACGACCAAAAGACACUAGACAAUGUAAGAAAACUCGAAAUUCUCGAACCCCAGAUCACAUAUAUACGAUCAAAACCCCGAAACAACAUCAUCAUCAUCAUCAUCGCUUAGCCAGCCUUAGAGAGAAACAGAAGAACAUGUAUCGAUUCAGCAACACAGUGAUAGGGUUCCUGAACCUGUUCACUCUGCUAGCUUCGAUCCCCAUAAUAGGAGCAGGAUUAUGGAUGGCUCGGAGCAGUACAACGUGCGCGAACUUCUUACAGACACCACUUCUGGUCAUAGGUUUCGUGGUUCUGGUGAUUUCAUUGGCGGGUUUCAUCGGAGCAUGUUUCCACGUCGCUUGUGCUCUGUGGCUGUACCUGGUGGUGAUGCUGCUUCUGAUCGGGACGCUGAUGGGUCUGACGCUGUUCGGGUUCGCCGUCACCAGCCGCGGCGGCGGCGUGGAGGUUCCGGGAAGGGCGUAUAGGGAGUACCGGCUGGAGGAUUACUCGCCGUGGCUGAGGAAUAGGAUUAAUGAUCCGAGGUAUUGGAACACUAUAAGGAGCUGUAUUUUGGGCUCAAGGACUUGUGCUAAGCUUGCUUCUUGGACCCCCCUUGAUUAUAUACAGAGAGAUAUGACUCCUAUUCAGGAAAAGCAGAUAUAUGAAUGCAUGUAACUCAACCUGGGCGCAGGCUCCCAAGGCUUGCUGGUCAGGCUUUAAGCAGAAAAGCAUCUUUUAUUUUU